AACAAAGAGGAUAAGCAAUCAGUGAAAGAUCAGAUGGAAGGGGUUGUGGAAAAACUGUGGCGGGAACUGCAGCAGGUUUUACACCACUACAAUGAGACCACCAAAGACAGAUUCAUCGCUACUGAGUCUCUGCAAAUCAAGGAUGAACAAAGUGCUAAAGAGAUUGACACGCAUAAAAAGCACAUUCAGAAGUUGCAGGAGUCUGUCUCUGCUCUGCGCUGUCAGCUGAGCUCCAGUCAAACCGGAGGAACAGCUCAGCAGCUUCAUUCAGGCCGUGAAGAGCUCGCCCAGAAAGUUCAACAUUUCAGAGUCCAGCUAGCUGAGGGCCAAACCAUUCGGAGAAAGCAGCUCACCAAACUUACCAUUCAAAGCAGCGAUGCUACUAAAAAACUACAAGAGAUCGUAGCCAUC
This is a messenger RNA of Sinocyclocheilus grahami, 411 nucleotides long. RefSeq names its product coiled-coil domain-containing protein 65-like. The transcript has 2 exons. Gene Ontology annotation, cellular component: axonemal dynein complex; axoneme. The annotation marks the transcript as partial. Lineage: Eukaryota; Metazoa; Chordata; Actinopteri; Cypriniformes; Cyprinidae. The record is from RefSeq and is a predicted model, not a curated record. Gene Ontology annotation, biological process: axonemal dynein complex assembly; cilium-dependent cell motility; regulation of cilium movement.